Messenger RNA from Vicia faba (fava bean), 2031 nucleotides. NCBI's taxonomy places the organism in Eukaryota, Viridiplantae, Streptophyta, Magnoliopsida, Fabales, Fabaceae. The record is from the annotation of a GenBank genome assembly.
AUGUCUCAACCUCACAACGAUCAUCUUCUUCCGCAAGCUGAAACAACAUGUGGAUUACUUAUUCAAGAACUUCAGACAAUAUGGCACGAAGUUGGAGAGUCUCAGUCUGAAAAAGAUAGGAUGUUGUUUGAGCUUGAACAAGAGUGUCUAGAAGUAUACAGAAAAAACAUAGAUAAAGCUAAUUGCUCCAGAGCUCAAGUGAGGCAGGAAAUUGCUGAUUCUGAGGCAAAACUUACAGCUAUCUGUUCAGCAAUGGGAGAGCGACCAGUACAUAUUAGACAGUCUGAUCAUAAGGCUACAAGUUUGAAGGAAGAGCUAGCAGUCAUUCUCCCUGAGCUGGAAGAAAUGCAAAAAAGAAAGCUUGAGCGUAGAAAUCAAUUCAUAGAUGUCCAAGAGCAGAUUCAAAGUGUCUCAAAUGAGAUUUAUGGUCCAAGAGAAAUUGUCCCAUUCAUUGUAGAUGAAACAGAUUUAUCGUUGAGGAAACUUGAAGAAUUGCACAGACAACUCCAUACACUUCAAAAGGAGAAGAGUGAUCGUCUCCAGAAGGUCCAAGACAACCUGUGCAGUUUAAGGUCUCUCUGUUCAGUACUUGGUUUAGACUUUACGCAGACAGUCAGCGAAGUCCAUCCUAGUUUAGGACAUUCAGAAGGAUCUAAGAGUGUAAAUAAUGAUACCAUCAGCCAAUUGGCUUUAGCUACACAAGAACUUCGAGGAGUGAAAUUGCACAGAAUGCAAAAGCUUCAAGAUCUAGCAACAUCAAUGUUGGAGCUCUGGCAUUUGAUGGAUACGCCUAUUGAAGAGCAACAGGUGUUUCAGAAUGUAACUUGUAACAUUGCAGCUUCAGAAGAUGAAGUUACUGAAUCAAACAGCUUGUCCGAGGACUUUAUUAAUCAUGUGGAGGCAGAAGUAUCUAGAUUAGAGGACUUAAAAUCAAGCAAAAUGAAAGAGCUUGUUUUCAAGAAAAGAGCGGAGCUAGAGGAGAUUUGUAGAAAGACUCAUUUGGUUCCUGAAUUUGACGGUGCGGUAGAACAUGCUAUUGAAGCAAUAGAGUCUGGAUCUGUAGACCUUGCUUGUCAUGUGACGAAGAGGGCUUGGCUUGAGGAGUACAGUAGGGAUGAAAAUCGAUACAAUGCUGGUAAAGGUACUCAUCUUAAUCUCAAGCGAGCUGAAAAAGCACGUGUCUUGGUGAACAAAAUUCCAGCAAUGACAGACACAUUGACUUCAAAAACAGUAGCAUGGGAAAAAGAUAAAGGAACUGAGUUCAUAUAUGAUGGUGUCCGUCUAACUUCUAUGCUUGAAGACUACAUCUUAUUACGGCAAGCUAAGGAGCAAGAACGCCGCAGACAGCGGGACCUGAAGAAACUUCAGGGACAAAUAAUAGCAGAACAGGAAGUAUUGUAUGGAUCAAAAAGCCCUUCAAAGGCUCUUAGUGCAAGAAAAGCACCUAGGACGCCAAAUGGAAGUGCGGCUAGUAGAAGAGUCACCUUUGGAGGAUCAACGCUAAAACCUGACUCAAAACUUACUCACUCAAGCUCCAUAAAGAAGACUAACAGAAUGCAUCAAAUUGAGCAAACAAAUGACCUAGACGAUAGCAUGUCAUGUUUAUCAUCAGCUAGAAGAGGACUUGAUAUUGCUGAUAUUCCUAAGAGAAAAUACACAUUUGGUACCGGAAUUGUUCGGGAUAUCGAAUCUCCUUUGACGCGACAACCCUUUACAACCAUCUCUUCGACAGUAUCAUCACAAGAGAAUGUGGAAAGUGCCUCAGUUGAAUUAAAUAUGCAGAAGCUUAAGUUGCAGGAAACAUUAGCAAUUAACAAUUUUCCAUUCACUAGUACCUCAAAGACAGACACAGUGGUAGAUGAAGAGAGUAGAACUCCAAAGGCAAUGCCUAUUCCUUCCUCCCAUUCUACACCAAUGACUGUGCCAAUUCCUAUGAAUAUGGCCAUGACUCCAGCACCUUUUGGAGGUGAAUUGGUUCCAGAAAUAGAAUAUUCCUUUGAGGAAAAAAGGCUUGGCUUUCUAUUAGCAUGA